GUGACACCCUAUUCGACCAAUCAGAUGCGGCUACGACGGGAACGCCUCACCGUCGCCCAAUAGGAGUCGGCGGCGGGCGGGACGUUCUCCUGACACUGAUACAGUCGCAGAAGGAAACUAAACAGUAGUUUGACACCGUGCCGAAGACAUGUGUGGAAUAUUUGCGUACCUCAACUAUCACGUCCCUCACACUCGCCGUGAGAUCCUCGAGAUCCUGCUCAAAGGUCUGCAGCGGCUGGAGUAUCGCGGCUACGACUCGGCAGGAGUGGGCAUCGAUGGAGGAAACAGUAAGGACUGGGAGAACAAUGCCAAGACCAUCCACCUGAUCAAACAGAGAGGCAAAGUCAAGGUCCUGGAUGAGGAGAUCCACAAGCAGCAGGACAUUGAUCUAGAUGUCGAGUUUGAUGUCCAUCUUGGUAUUGCACACACGCGCUGGGCCACACAUGGCGUUCCCAGUCCUGUCAACAGCCACCCACAGAGAUCUGACAAACACAACGAGUUCAUUGUCAUUCAUAAUGGAAUCAUUACCAACUACAAGGACCUGAGGAAGUUCCUGGAGAGUAAAGGUUAUGAGUUUGAGUCAGAGACUGACACCGAGAGCAUCGCCAAGCUGGUGAAGUACAUGUACGACAACCGCGAGAACGAUGAGGUCAGCUUCGCCACGCUCGUCGAGCAGGUCACCCAGCAGUUGGAGGGAGCCUUCGCCCUGGUGUUCAAGAGCGUGCACUUCCCUGGAGAGGCUGUGGGAACAAGGAGAGGAAGUCCACUGCUGAUGGGUGUAAAGAGCGACCACAAGCUGUCAACAGAUCACAUUCCCAUCCUCUACCGCUCAGCUGGUAAGGACAAGAAGAGCUGUGGUGGUUCUCUGCCCAGGAUGGACCAGGACACCUGCCUGUAUCCUGUGGAUGAGAAAGCUGUUGAGUACUACUUCGCCUCUGAUGCCAGUGCUGUGAUUGAGCACACAAAUCGAGUCAUCUUCCUGGAAGACGACGACAUCGCUGCUGUGUCAGACGGCCGUCUGUCCAUCCACCGGAUCAAACGGAGAGCAGGAGAUCAUCCGGCUCGCGCCAUCCAGACCCUGCAGAUGGAGCUGCAGCAGAUCAUGAAGGGUAAUUUCAGCUCUUUCAUGCAGAAGGAGAUCUUCGAGCAGCCGGAGUCUGUCGUCAACACCAUGAGAGGCAGAGUGAACUUCAAUGACAACACAGUGACCCUAGGAGGAUUGAAAGAUCACAUUAAGGAGAUCCAGAGAUGUCGGAGGCUCAUCCUUAUCGCGUGUGGAACCAGCUAUCACGCAGGAGUGGCAACCCGUCAGGUGUUGGAGGAGUUAACUGAGCUGCCCGUCAUGGUGGAACUGGCCAGCGACUUCCUGGAUCGCAACACGCCCGUCUUCCGGGACGAUGUGUGCUUCUUCAUUAGCCAGUCAGGCGAGACAGCGGACAGCCUGAUGGCAUUGCGAUACUGUAAGGAGCAAGGCGCCCUCACCGUGGGCAUCACCAACACCGUGGGCAGCUCCAUCUCCCGCGAGACUGACUGCGGCGUCCACAUCAACGCUGGGCCUGAAAUCGGAGUGGCCAGCACUAAGGCGUACAGCAGUCAGUUUGUGGCCCUCAUCAUGUUCGCCCUGCUCAUGUGCUCAGACAGAAUCUCCAUGCAGCCCAGGAGGCGGGAGAUCAUUCAGGGUCUCAAAGUGCUGCCAGACCUGAUAAAGGAGGUGCUGAGUCUGGAUGAGGAGAUCCAGAAGCUGGCCACCGAGCUCUACCAGCAGAAGAGCGUGCUCAUCAUGGGCCGAGGCUACCACUACGCCACCUGCCUGGAGGGGGCGCUGAAAAUUAAAGAGAUCACGUACAUGCACUCAGAGGGCAUCCUGGCUGGAGAGCUGAAGCACGGCCCUCUGGCUCUGGUGGACAAACUCAUGCCUGUUAUAAUGAUCAUCAUGCGGGAUCACACAUACGUCAAGUGCCAAAACGCUCUGCAGCAAGUGGUGGCAAGACAGGGUCGUCCCAUAGUGAUCUGUGACAAGGACGACUACGAGACCAUAAAGAACUCGAGCCGUACUAUUAAAGUGCCGCACUGCGUGGACUGCCUGCAGGGGAUCCUCAGUGUCAUCCCGCUCCAGCUGCUGUCCUUCCACCUGGCUGUGCUCAGAGGAUACGACGUGGAUUGCCCAAGGAACUUGGCAAAGUCAGUCACGGUGGAGUAAAGCCUUCGUGUGUCAACAUCUUCAGAAUGUGACCUUUAGAACACACACACACACACACAUACUGGAAGUGAAAGAAAAAAAAAUUGCAUUUCUAUAGCUUUUUUUUUCUCAAACUCUUUUUACCUUGUUCCCUUCUGAACCUCCGUGUGAGGAGUAGCAGCUGUUGAUUGUAUCGUCCUUUUCGUUGGUGGUGGCAGGGUGUGGGCCGGCUGUCGUUAACACACUUCCUCCUCCGGGAUGAGUGGCUUAAUCGAACUCCACAAUUCAUCCUGUUUUUACAGUUUGCAUUAUCCCCAGAUGCCAGAAACAUUUUUGUUGCACUUUCUCAGCUUUUAGCAUAAGGAGGAAUGAUGCAUUACGUUAACAGCAAAUAGUCUGACAUGGAUGGCAAAAAAAAACAAUCCUUAUAAUUGAUCUUUUAGUCCUGCUAGCUCAUUUAUACCAGUCAUCCCUAUCUACUUUGCUGAAACCUCUUUGAAAUCUUGAUUCUUAUUAAUGUUAAUCCCAGUAACAGUCCAUGGUUUUGUCUUUGUUUCAUUGUGGUAGCUAAAAACACUCUCACAUUCAGUGCUAGUGUAGUAUAUCUUAGUGUAUUCUAUUACAUUACUGUUGCAUUCAUUUUACCAUGCACAGUCUAUCAAUGCUACUUUGCUACACAUAGACAUUAAAUUUGUAUCCCCAGUGAUCCCCAGUGAGUACUAUUUUAUAUUGUGAUACAAUACAUUUUCAUGAUCUUUAUGUCAAAGAUAACUCGUAUGCAAAGUAAAUACAUAGACGUUAUUUCCUUUCGCCAAAUUGUACCUGAGGUCGUAUCAGUGUAGUGAUAACAGGUGAAGAUGAGUCAACAUGCUCAGCUUUCCUCCGUCCUCAAAGUGGAGAAUCCAAAUGUUGUUGGUGUGCUCUUCACGUUUUUCAGUGCCUUGUCUGGCACAAGUUCUGACUAGUUACUGAAGUCCUGACUGCAGGGAUUUUUCUGAUUUCUGUAUUUACUUGAAUUUUAUCUUCAGCAUAGUUACACAAGUUACAUCUUACUGUUAACGUCUUUGCCUGUUAUCUGGUGUGUGCUAUGAAGCUUCAUUAGCCAACUUGUGUAAUGUAAACUAGUCUGACUCACACCUGUUUAUACCACAGUACUGCUGAAUUGUCAAAUCUGAAGGUGUGGAUUAAUUUUCUAUAACAGCAGCUCUGAGAGUAGUUCCAGUUUAUAUUAAUUAAUGCCUUUUGUUCGUUUAAUUUCUAUAGUAACAGCUCAUUCACAGGGACUUGUACGGACGUCACUCUACACAAUCUAAGUCUAAUGAUAAACAAAUUUAACAUGUUGAUUUGGUUCUGGUAAGGAGACGUUUAUUUAACAUUUAUGGAAGGAGUCUCCAGUGUCAGCACUUUGUAACAGUCUGAUGUUUUUCCACCAUGGGAAGGUCUUCAGGACAGAGGAGUUUAGGCUUUCCAGUUUCUCUGUAACAUUAGAAAUCCAAGGCUGAUGUGCUACAUCAUGAGCCUGGCUUCAUGAUAAUCUCCAGGUGGUUUUUUUUUUUUUUUACUUUGAAGAAUAUGAGUUUCAAGUUUACAGUGUAACUGCCAAUGGAAGCAGGAAAACACAGAAAACAUGAAAAUUUUUUAUACUUUGCAUCUUUUUUAUAAUUUGUGUGCACAGCUACCCCACACCAUGCCACCUUCCUCCUCUUUGAAUGUUACCAUGGGACCAUAUGCUUUAUACUUGUGCUUUUGUUCAUGGAUUCAUCUUUUUUGCUUUAUUAAUGUUUUUUUUUUCUUUAUUACUGUAAUGCCUAUAUACCCAAGUGUAAAAAUCUCAAAUUGUUAUUUUGAAUUUCCCCUUUAUGUUGUCAAAAUCAUUAUUAAUCAUUAUUAAUCAUUUAUUAUUAUUGUUCUUCUUCUUCUUCUUCUUAUUAUUAUUAUUAUUAGUCUUGCUUGAGUGAUUGCUUUAGAACGAUCAGACAGGUUUAAACUUUAAAGGACCUGCAUAUUAGCAAAGGUCAGGCAGAUUUUGAGUGCUUCUCAGGCCCUUGUAGAAGUUUCUGAUGGUAAACUAGCUACUCAGUAGCACUGAGUUGUAUGAGGUGCACAUGCUCAUUUUGUGAGGUCUAUGUUACUACCAAUCAUUUUUCUAUUUAUUGAUAGUCAUUUCUGUUCCCUUAUUUUUAGAGUCUGCUUGUUUAUUUGAGCCCUUUAUUAGCAGUCAGGGUGGGGGUGCAUUUCGACUGUAAUCCCACAAUACAUUUAUAGGUUUAGAACCUGAUAUCGAAAAAUCCUUCUUGAUAAAUGCUGCUGAGUCUCUUGUAACAGAGUUUUAGAGCCUUAUUUCUUGAUUUAAAUGUCGGCGCUGUAUCAAGCCAUUCUGUUUUGAAUGUGGUUACGGGAUUUUAUUUACGAUCCGAGUAGUUGCAAUAAAAUGGUCAAUAAUUA
Molecule: messenger RNA, 4624 nt
Organism: Pangasianodon hypophthalmus (striped catfish)
Lineage: Eukaryota; Metazoa; Chordata; Actinopteri; Siluriformes; Pangasiidae
Gene: gfpt1
Product: glutamine--fructose-6-phosphate transaminase 1
Exons: 19
Coding region: 149-2200 (683 amino acids)
Biological process (GO): fructose 6-phosphate metabolic process; protein N-linked glycosylation; carbohydrate derivative biosynthetic process
Molecular function (GO): L-glutamine:D-fructose-6-phosphate transaminase (isomerizing) activity; carbohydrate derivative binding
Source: RefSeq, a predicted model, not a curated record